UGUGUGUGUGACGCAGAAUAUGCGCACAUACAAAUCAUCGCACAGCUCGUGUCAUGAUAUCUAUCUGCAGGGCGCAGUGACCAACGUUAGUGUCGUUGUCAGUCAGCUCGGAGCUCAGUCAAGAUGGCAGCGCUAGCAGUGCUGGAAACCCCAUCAGGGAGAGACGCUCUCGCCGAGGGCUUGCUGGACCUCCUGAGACCCGCUGUACAGCAGCUCGACUUACAUGUGCACUCAGUCAGAGAAAGCCAAGUGGAACUUAGGGAACACAUUGAUAAUUUGGCAUCUGAGUUGAGUAGGAUCAAUGAACACCAGAAGGUGGCACUAGACUUAGACCCAUAUGUUAAAAAACUGCUUAAUGCCAGGCGAAGAGUGGUGCUGGUCAACAACAUACUCCAGAACGCACAGGAGCGUUUGCGAAGGCUGAACCAUAAUGUUGCUAAGGAGACGGCACGCAGGAAGACCGUGCUUGAGGCAUCUGGAGCAUUUACCCCACGCUCUCCCAGCAAACCAUGAUGUCUGAAAUCUCACAUUUUGGGAAUGCACCAUUACGCUGUGCUCAAUGCCAAGGACCAACGCUGUAGAUCUGCAGAAUCUUCCUCAGAUCAUUAAAGGGCGCUGGGCUAUGCAAAGCACUGCUUGCAGAACACUGCAGCAUUAAUGUCUGUUCACUUAAGAGAAGUCUGGGAGACAGCAGUGUAAAUAUGCACUCAUUUCUUUCUUGAACAUGUGACUUUUUAAUAAAACAUUUGUCUGUAUGAAUUUAA
Messenger RNA from Sinocyclocheilus grahami, 764 nucleotides. RefSeq names its product SNARE-associated protein Snapin-like. The transcript has 4 exons. The record is from RefSeq and is a predicted model, not a curated record. Lineage: Eukaryota; Metazoa; Chordata; Actinopteri; Cypriniformes; Cyprinidae. Bases 124 to 513 code for a protein of 129 amino acids. Gene Ontology annotation, biological process: synaptic vesicle exocytosis; intracellular protein transport; lysosome organization. Gene Ontology annotation, molecular function: SNARE binding. Gene Ontology annotation, cellular component: BLOC-1 complex; synaptic vesicle; BORC complex.